CGGUCGGCUGGGUACGUUCCAUUCGGCGCUGUGUGUGCCAAUGCCGGCGGCAGUCCGGUGAAAAAUUUUAAAAUUAGAAUCCGCCGAACGGUCCGUUGGGUUGCAAUUCGACGUGCAUUCGAAAGGGAGAACUCGCCGCGAGCGGGGCGUCGGAAAAAAUUCGAUUUUUCGAAGAAAAUUAUAACGAGUUUUAUAGAGCGCGAGUUUCGAUUCGAACUUCGAUUUAUUUGCAGUGCGCUAGUUUCGGUGGUUUUGAUAAGUUCGUUGGAAGAAUGGAUGCCUCUUAUUUCUGGAUUUUUGUCGUUGGUUUGAUUUGUUACGUAAACGGUUCGAUCAAAAUCACGGAGGUGCGCGUGCCGGACUCGAUCCCGCUCGACGGCAACGCCACCACUUUGGACUUCGAUUGCGCGUACGAGGCGAUCGACGAGGCCGACCUGGAGGUGAAGUGGUUCUACAACGGGCUGACGCACCAGGUCUACCAGUGGAUACCGGGCUACGCGAACCGCGGCGCCCUCGGCCUGCUCAAGGACCGCAUCGACAUGGACUACGCCGUCACCAACGACAGCGCCACCGAGUUCCGGGGCUUCCGGGUGACGAACGUCACCAGGGACCUGUCGGGGAACUACACCUGCAAGAUCAGCAGCGAUCGCGGCGAGGCCGUCGCGACCAAGCAGCUCAUCGUUUAUUCGCCGCCCGAAAUGGACUUGGACAUGGCGUUGUUGAACAGCGAAGGGCUGGUGAUUUGCAACGCGUACGGGAUAUGGCCCGUGCCCGAGGUGGAUUUCUAUAUCAUUUCGAAUAACGGGAGUCGCGUGGAUGUCGAGGAAACCGUGCAGCAUUCGGAGGAGGACGUCGAUGGAUUGUUCAACGUGACCGCCAAGCACGAUUUUAGCGGUUACAACGACACGUUGAGCGGCCAGACGAGGUUUGUGUGCAACGUGAGCAUACCGGGGACUUCGUUUUAUUCGUACAACGAAAUCAUCCAUAUCGGAGAAGGAGAAAAGGCCGAAUUAAACGUUACCGAUGUAGCGUUUAAUGAAACUAUAUUAAUGGCAAGGAAUGAAUUCCAACUGGAAAUUGUCAACACUACUCCCCGAGAUAGCUCAGCUGGUCGUGUAACUGGAAGAAGCGCUAUAAUCCUGCUGCCUGCAAUAUUCCUGGUACUACUGUGGAGUAAUCUCUAA
Messenger RNA from Phyllotreta striolata, 1184 nucleotides. NCBI's taxonomy places the organism in Eukaryota, Metazoa, Arthropoda, Insecta, Coleoptera, Chrysomelidae. The record is from the annotation of a GenBank genome assembly.